Molecule: messenger RNA, 1125 nt
Organism: Symbiodinium necroappetens
Lineage: Eukaryota; Dinophyceae; Suessiales; Symbiodiniaceae
Source: the annotation of a GenBank genome assembly
AUGCAGCAACAUAACGCAACUCAGCACCGAGGAAGCCAAGCUUUGUUCGGUUCUGAACAUCCCGGCAGGGGCCACCGCAGAAGGAGCCAAGCAAUGCAACGUGGCUCCGGCAAAGUUGGGCCUCACGAGCAAGCUCCAGGGAUGUUGAAGUUGACAGGCUUCCUUCUGCGAUGUGCAAGUGCCUCGGAGUGCUCUUUGAAACACGACUCCUCCAGCGUUUCAGUGCUUCCUGCCGCAGCUGCAGCCAGGCGGCGAAUGCGAUCCUGGCUCUUUGAGUUACGACCCGUGCCGGCCCGACAGCUCCCGGAGCAGCGCGCAGCAUUCGGGUGCCUGCUGCGUGGAAACCUCUCCGCUGCGGUUCGUUCCACCGCGGGCUUGCUGUCUCUGUUCCAUUUCGACGCCAUCCGGGCAAAGCUGGUUGAGGAUUGGUUCGGGAGCCACAUCCUUGAAUGCCACAACUCUGAGGGCAGCAGUGGCGGGUGCGCCGUGACGAGUGUGGACCGCGUCGAGGGCCUGGCGCUCCUCCUGGCAGGAACCGAUUGGCUUCAAAGUGCAGCCGAGGUGCCCGCGCCGUCCGCACACGCGAUUCACAUGUGGGUGAUGAGUACCUGCACUUCCUGCACCAUUGCGGGCUUACUUGGAGGCGGCACUCUCUACGUGGACGGGAGUGGAUACCUAGCUGCGAAGUCGCCGUCUGGCACAGCUUGGCAGCCGGCAGCUGGUCCGCUCCUGAACGACGGCAACUUCCACUUCGUCGCUUUCUCGCUGGGCGCCUCGCAUGGGGAAGUUCUCCUUGCUGACGGCACUGUGCUCGCACAGCGAUCCUUCCAGGAUGCGCAAAGUGCUGGGUGGUCCUCACCGACACCUGUGAAGGUCAUGUUCGGCAAAUCUCAGACGGAAGCUGCGCUUGGGAACUACUCGGGUGAAAUUGAUGUUGCAGCAGUUUUCACAACGGAGCUGUCCUUGAAGGAGCUCAGGCACCACAUGCUCGCAGGGUCAUGGCGAGGCCCAGGUUUGACCUUUGCCGAGCGCUACUUGACAGCGGCUUGUCGGGCACUCGAAAAAGUGACGUUUGAAGCUGGCCGAGCUGAUCCGGGCCUCGCUGUGCUAGCUGCGAGUCGCUAG